Messenger RNA from Aspergillus chevalieri, 1854 nucleotides. RefSeq lists its product as uncharacterized. The coding region runs from base 1 to 1854 and encodes 617 amino acids. NCBI's taxonomy places the organism in Eukaryota, Fungi, Ascomycota, Eurotiomycetes, Eurotiales, Aspergillaceae. The transcript has a single exon. The record is from RefSeq and is a predicted model, not a curated record.
AUGGACUCACCAUCAGCCAUCCGGUCGAGCCCCUCGAAGGUCCUGAACCCCGUGUCACCAGAGCGCAUGAAUCAACAAACAAUACCCCCCUCACCCUCACCAUCCCGCCCCUCCGACAUCAUGGGCGUGCACCGCAAAUCGAGAGGAUUGUCCGACGUCCAAGCAAAGGUCGCGUUUCUGAAUAACCUCUCGCGUGGGAAUAGCCCGGCCUCGCCUGCACAAACACAGCAGUCGGCAGGAAACCCUGCAGCACUUCAACGGGCAAUCCUUGGACGCGAAGAGGCAGAGUCUGCGUUGCGUAAUGUAUCGGAACAACUUUCCGAAGCACAGUCGCGAGAGCGCCGGUUAAGUGAACGACUUGAAACGUUGCUGGAAGACUUACAGUCGGCAAAAGAGCGCCAAUCUAAUGAGCGAUCGAUUUUUGAGAAGGAGAUUAAGAAGGCGAGGAAAGAUGCUUUCCGGGCGGGCUCUGCUGUCGUCAAAAUUCAAGAGGACUUGAAGGAAGCCCGAGCGGAAGUCAGGAGCCUGAGAGAAGAAGUCCAGGUGGAACAAAAGGCCAAGAAUGAAGCGAAUCAGGAAGCCUUCGAGCGUGCAUACACACUUGCGGGUCUCAUGGAAGAAAUGGAAGUCCUCAAGAAGCGUCUACGAGCAUCCGAAACGGCUAUCCACUCGCACAGACUUGAGAACCGGGCACAGAAUGUUGGCAGGAUGUCACUCGCAGAUGGAGACCUCGCACUACUCAUGACGCCAACACCAAGACGUCCCAAGAGGUCCGCCGACGCGACGGUCCUGUACUCAACCAAUGACUCGUCCACCCAAUGCACUCCCCCUAAGCGCCCCCGACUAUCCGACAUCACCCCUAAACAGGAAGAGCCGCAGAACCAGCAGAACACGAAACAAGAAGAUAUCCAGAACGAAAUGAUUGAGGAGCUUCAACGUUUGCUCGACCACGAAAAACAACGUCGCACUGAUGCGGAAGAGAUGAUCCACUUCAUGGAAAUGGAGUGUCAAUUCAAGCGAUGCUCUUGUCGUCUUGCAGAGGACUCCGAAACUGCCUGCGUUCACGAGACCACACUUUCUCAUGAGAAGCGCGAAAAUGAAAUCGCCGAAGCGCCGCACGGAAAAGGGGAACACGCCGUACCCGAACCAACCAAGGCACCACCGGCUCGACACAGUCUGCGUAGGUCUGUGCACAAACCUCAGCAUGCCAUGGACGUUGAUAAUCAGGUUAAAAACGAGGAAGAUAUGGAGGAUCCUGUGAUCACGUUUUCGCCUCAGACGGGCACCUUUCGCUCUAUGCCCUCUCCUCAGAGACCGCUAGGAAAGCCCUCGAUUCCCGCUCAUUCAACGGCGCCCGAGCCUCACGUUGACGAGGAAUCAUUCGCCCAAUCGCCGCUCACGCGGGGCCCAACUGAACGUCGAAGCAAUCUGCACGACAUGGACCUCGAACGCUACCCCCACGCCCCGCCUCAGGCCCCGCCUCAGGCCACUUCCUGUGUCCAAUACACACCCUCGCCGUCAACAGCCCUGAACCGUACUUCACAAAACUCCCGAAUGUCGGUAGAACAGAACACUGAAUUCGAACUUGACACGAGCGGAUAUCCGGUCACCAAGCGUGUCCCUUUGCGCCCAGAAUCCCGCCUAUCCAACCAGUCCACCGUCGUCCCCGGAACGCCCGUCAGUCGCGAGGAGGCAUUGGCGCAGAUUCGCGCACGGAGAGGAAGAGCGAACAGCAUGAAACGAUCCGUCAGCGCCGGUGAAGGGCUCUUCAAGGGGGCUGCACCUCCGGCUAGCUCCAACCGGACUCAAGCGCAAAAUGGGAGGAAUGACCAGAGAAGGUCAUAUCACCGGUGA